Molecule: messenger RNA, 351 nt
Organism: Plectropomus leopardus (leopard coralgrouper)
Lineage: Eukaryota; Metazoa; Chordata; Actinopteri; Perciformes; Serranidae
Source: RefSeq, a predicted model, not a curated record
UCCAGCAGGUCUGGUGAGUCCAGUCCGAAGAUUCUGGACUUGGUCAGUGCUCAGUUUGCAGCCUCAGCAGUGAUCAGUGCUCUGCCUCCUUCUUGUGGUCACAAACUGCACAACACACACGGAGUCCGCCACCCCUCAGGUCCCUCCAGUCCUCCUUACUCCUCCACUCUCAGCAAGGCUGGGCUGUCAGCUCGGGGGACACUCUCCUCCUCCCACCCUCGGUCCCUCCCCCUCCAGAGGAGUCAGGUGGGAGCCGUUGGCCCUGCCCACCCCCACACUGCUCGAAGCUCCGCCCCCACAACAUCUGCCUUAAAGCUGGCUGCCGCCAGGUAAACAUCAACACACACACCU